UAUUCAGAAAUAGAUAUGGCUUAUUCAUGUUCAUUCAAGCCUUUGCUACUCUUUCUCCUUUUCUUCAUCGCUACCUCUCAGGCUAGAGACUCCAUCACCACUCACCUUCAUUUCUUUCUCCACGAGAACUAUAUCAGCCCCAACGCCACCUCUAUAACCGUCGUCAACUCCACCAACAACAACCCCGGCGGCUUCGGCAGGAUCUGGAUCUUCGACGAUGAACUACGAGAAGGCUCGAGCGCCAACUCCAAGCUCAUUGGGAGGGCCCAAGGCAUGGCUCCCGAGGUGUCGCUUAGCCAGAGGGCUUGGUCCGUACUGAUCGACUUCGUCUUCACAGACGGAGAGUAUAACGGUAGCUCGCUCACGGCGGCGGGCCGGGCGACGUUCGGGGGACCCAUCGAGCGCAGCAUCAUCGGUGGCACUGGAAAAUUUCGAAUGGCGAGGGGCUACACCAUCAAUACAUUGCAAUAUGGUGAUUUGGCAGGACACGUAAUCGCCGAGUAUGAUGCUUAUGUCGUGCAUUAAUUAAUAAGAGUGUGUUGCUGUGGUUGCCAUCUCAAUUUCUUAAUUAUGAACUAGCAUGUUUACAUGCGUAGUCGCCGACUACGAUGCUUAUAUCGUGCAUUAAUUAAUAAGAGUGUGUUGUUGUGGAUGCCGUCUCAAUUUCUUAAUUAUGAGCUGGCAUGUUUACAUUAUCGAUCGAAUUAUUAAUAAUAAGAUGCUUGGAUUAA
Zingiber officinale is the source of this 731-nucleotide messenger RNA. RefSeq names its product pterocarpan synthase 1-like. Bases 16 to 525 code for a protein of 169 amino acids. The transcript has a single exon. The record is from RefSeq and is a predicted model, not a curated record. NCBI's taxonomy places the organism in Eukaryota, Viridiplantae, Streptophyta, Magnoliopsida, Zingiberales, Zingiberaceae.